This is a messenger RNA of Staurois parvus, 435 nucleotides long. The record is from the annotation of a GenBank genome assembly. NCBI's taxonomy places the organism in Eukaryota, Metazoa, Chordata, Amphibia, Anura, Ranidae.
CUGUGCACUUGGAGUGAGAACAGCGCCUCCUGCAGGCUGAAAAGUGAAUCACUUCCUGUUCAGGGUACUUGCCCUGCCCCUGAGAUCUGGAAGAUAGAGCCGGUGAGCGGACCUUUGCAUGGCGGCACUUUGCUUACAAUCCUCGGACGCAAUCUGGGCAGCCGCUAUAGUGACAUCGCGGACAAAGUGGCGAUCGGAGACGUUCCCUGUACGCCCAUCGCAGACAGAUACCUGGUGUCACAAGAGAUCGUCUGUGUGACAGGGAUGUCUGCUCGUGAGCUGAGCGAUUGGGUGACCCUGGAUAUUAAUGGGGGGGGACACUCAAAAGAGAAAUAUUCCUUUAUGGUUCCAAAGAUCUAUUCCAUGUUCCCAAGUCUUGGCCCAAAAGCUGGAGGAACCAAAGUUACUAUUUCCGGGAACCAGCUUGACAUCGGC